CAUCAGUGCAGUGUCAGUCAGUGCAAAACAACAACCGGUGGUUAUAUUUUUAGAAUUUUCUAGAUCGAACAGGAAGCAAUGACUAAGAGUGCAGAAGGAAAGGUAUUAAACUUCGACCAUCUUAUAUUUUGGGUGGCAAAUGCGAAAACGGCAUCCAGUUAUUUCAUCACGAGAUUUGGCUUUAAGCCGUUGGCUACACGUGAACCAACCGAAGAAAGGCCAGUGUUAUCCUAUGCUGUUAAACUCAAUAAAGUCACCAUAGUAUUUGAGUCACCAACGACCGUCGGGGGCGAGAUCGCAAAAGAUCUAGCAGCACACGGGGACUUCGUGAAAGAUGUGGCCUUCGAGGUCCAGAACUUGGAUGAGCUGGUACGCAGAGCUAAGAAAGGGGGCGCUGAAGUAAUCAAGGACAUCAGCGUGGAAAAAGACGAAAGCGGCUCAGUACGGUAUGCUGUUUUGAGAACGUACGGUGACAAUACUCAUACAUUGAUUGACCGCACCAAAUAUAAAGGAAUUUUACGGCCUGGAUUCAAACCGGUUAAAGAAGAUACAAUUAAUGAAUUAUUACCCGAUACGAACCUUAUGUACAUCGAUCACGUAGAAGGAAACAUGGCGGAUGGUACUCUCCAGGACUCUGUUUCGUGGUACGAGACUAACCUCAACAUGCACAGAUUCUGGUGUGUGGACUACAGUCAUGACUUGGUUCCUUACGCCUGCAUCAACUCGGCCUCUGUCAUCAAUCAAGAUGAAACUGUACUUCUGUCCAUGAACGAAGCGGCGAAGGGACUGCGCCCCACCAGCAAAGCAAGCGAAUUCGUCAAGGCAUUGGGCUCUUCAGGAGUGGAGCACGUCGCUCUGUAUACUGACGAUAUUGUAGCAUCGAUGCGUAACCUGAAAGCGCGUGGUGCCGAUAUCUUAACCUGGCCUCCGACUUACUACGACCUAAUAAGGGAGAAGCUGAAAGACAGUCCCGUGAGGGUAGCAGAAGGCAUUGAUGCACUACAAGCGAAUAACAUCCUGAUAGACUUCGACGAGAGAGGAUAUAUGUUGCAAGCGUUCACGAAACACGUACAAGCAAGACCAACGCUCUUCAUCGAGAUAUUGCAGAGAAGAAAUCACAGGGGUUUUGGCGCCAUGAACUAUAAAUGGGUUUUCGAAGCGAUCGAGCGCUUGGAUUCUACUGCAGAUAAAGAAAUUGAAGAAAAAAUGAAAAAUACCAAUUUAAACAGUAAAGCAUGACAAAUGGCAACGUAUAAAAAUAUGUAUAUGAACGUUAAUUGUGUGGUUAAAUUGAAAUAAAAUUAAUCUGUAUCAUUCAGGGAACAAUAAAGUUUUC
Messenger RNA from Galleria mellonella (greater wax moth), 1336 nucleotides. RefSeq names its product 4-hydroxyphenylpyruvate dioxygenase-like. The coding region runs from base 79 to 1239 and encodes 386 amino acids. Gene Ontology annotation, biological process: aromatic amino acid metabolic process. Lineage: Eukaryota; Metazoa; Arthropoda; Insecta; Lepidoptera; Pyralidae. The record is from RefSeq and is a predicted model, not a curated record. The transcript has 10 exons. Gene Ontology annotation, molecular function: 4-hydroxyphenylpyruvate dioxygenase activity.